AUGGCUGCGAGGCCAAGGGAGACGAACAUGUUCCUCGUGCAUGGGAAAAAUGGCCUGUUCGUCAACAGUUGCGCUCCAGGCCGUCGCACGGAGACCCCCACUGAUUAUUCGGCAGAUGCCAAUGAAAGCGCUCGGUCGGACAGCGCCACGCCGUACUCCAGUGUCACGGUGUGGUCGUUGAACCGUUUCGCGCGGCACUAUGCGCGUUCGCCGAACAACAACGUAGCCAUUGUGGAUGAUCGCUUGGGUCUUUCAAUUUUGCACGUGAAAGGCAACACCCCAUCUGAUUUUUCAUUUGACACGCUUCGUGGCGUGGGCAAGUACCGCAACCUGUACACCCCCAUCGGGUGCAAAAACAUCAAACACCUGCAGUGGUCCAACAAUGGCGUCUACCUGGUGAUCUACUUCAACCUGAUCAAUUGCUCCAGGGAGACCGGUCUGUUCCUGGAGGAUAACUUACACAUCUGGGACAUUUCUCAGAAAUCCAUCGUGGGCAGCUUCAGCACGCGCCGCUUGUCCCCCGAUCAGUGGCCUAUAAUCAAGUGGGUGGGCCACAGCGACAUGUUUGCGUUCUGCUACGGCCAACAGGUGUCGCUUUAUUCAAUCACGUCUUCCGAGAACACUCCGUUGAAGAGUACCCGUCUGAUGCACUCCAUCCCAAUCCCACGCGUGUUUUCUGUGGAAGUUUUUUCACCACAGUGCACCCCUUACUUUUACGACGAGCGCAUUGGUGGGGUUGCUGGACAUGAGAAGAGAGGCGACGUGUUCCCGGGAGGUAAGGCGAAUCACACCGGUGGGCUGUCUCUAGGUGAACGUAGUGGAACUGAUGCAACAACUGUUGGCAGCCUGGCUGGGAGUUCGGAUCGUGAUGAUGCAUCGUCAGUUGCACCGGGGGAUUUGUUGGGAUCGGUACCCGACUCCAACACUGGCCCAGCCGGUGCCAAGGGGAUCAGUGUCACGUCCCCCCGCUCCAGCGCGGCAUUAGAGGGCAAAACACUUGCCCGCAUUCGGGCGGAUGCCAGAAACAGCAUUAUAUCUCUGGCAGCUUACACCAAGGCGGAUGUUAGCACCCAGAUUGCUGGCAACUUGCGCAUCACCACCAUGCGGUGCGUGAAUGAUGAGCUGACGCAGCUCUGUACCGUUGACCACGAGUUGAAAACCGAGGACUCCGCCGACAUGUUCUGGUCACCCUCUGGGCGUUCUCUGUUGGUGCUCGGUCAGUCAAUUGUGGAUUUGGCGGGUGAGAAGUACGGUUCAACCUCAAACUGCUUCUUGUUCCGUGCGUCAGGUGAGUUCGUGUGUCGGGUGAACAUUCAGACCACCCACGACGCACGUUGGUGCCCUACGCGUGACGAAUUCAUCCUGAUGGAGGGCAACAUGCCGUGCGACAUCACGCUGUACAACUCCGACUGCGUGCGGUUGUUCACGUUCCCCAAGUCCUACAGAAACACGAUCAAGUGGAACCCCCUGGGGAACAUGGUUGCGCUGUGUGGAUUUGGUAACCUGGCUGGCGAGAUUUGCUUCUGGUACCGCAAGGACGCCCGUGACUACGAGCAGAUUGUGCACCUGAAGGAACCAUGCACCGUCCUGUCCGAGUGGUCCUCCGACUCCCGUUAUUUCAUGGCUGCAUCUACCUUCCCGCGCAUGAAAGUGGACAACUUUUUGAAGAUUUUCAGCCAUGAGGGUGACCUUUUGGAGAGUCAGAAGUUCGACGAGUGCUACGGCGUCUGUUGGAUGGACUACCCGCGUUCCGAAUGGGAGUUCGUCCGCCCCAACGUGCGCCAGAGCUCGCAGCGCAAGGCUGUGUACCGCCCCAAAAUUCUGCCCAAGGAUGACCUGCCGAGACGAUCGAGUGAGGGAUAUGGGGUGCGCUCGCUGUUGGACACCGAUGUAUUUUUCAGGGAUGGCAAGGCCAGCUCCGGGCCGUCACUGUCUCAGGACGGCGUUAGCGUGCCAGUCGCCGCUGAAGGUCCCAGGGACCACUCAGUGUGGCACUCGCUGCUCAACACCAACGGUCUUUCAAAGCCGCCGGGUUCGGUGAUGCCGCCGCGCGGUGGCCGCGGCAGGUCGUACCGCGGGUCUCUGUUCUCCAACGACUACGGAGACAAGAACGACCCAACUGUGGAUCUUAUGGACGCUUUUCGGCACGUGUUUUCGCUCUCCCAAUUCCGGCCUCCUCCCCAUCCCGUGUCUUACGAGAAUGUGAACCCGCCGCCCGUACCGCGUGAGUUCCCGGGAGGCGACUACGCCGCUAUGUUCUCGGGCAAGCGCAUGCCCUACAACGGCCGAGGCGGUGCUGGCAGUGCCAGCUCCGGCCCGGAUGAGGCCUCCAAGAGCCUCUCCAUGUUGAUGCGCAUCAAGAGCCAGAUGCAGUGCGAGAAGUCGAAGCCGCUGCAGCAGACGGUCCUUGACGAGGUCCAGCUGCUGAAGCUGCUUCUAGAAGCCAAGAAUCGUUCCAUCAACCGGACUCGCGCAGACUAG
Babesia ovata is the source of this 2481-nucleotide messenger RNA. RefSeq names its product eukaryotic translation initiation factor subunit. Gene Ontology annotation, molecular function: ribosome binding; tRNA binding; translation initiation factor activity. Gene Ontology annotation, cellular component: cytosolic small ribosomal subunit. The record is from RefSeq and is a predicted model, not a curated record. The coding region runs from base 1 to 2481 and encodes 826 amino acids. The transcript has a single exon. Gene Ontology annotation, biological process: translational initiation. NCBI's taxonomy places the organism in Eukaryota, Apicomplexa, Aconoidasida, Piroplasmida, Babesiidae.